This is a messenger RNA of Periophthalmus magnuspinnatus, 4142 nucleotides long. Its product is annotated as NACHT, LRR and PYD domains-containing protein 3-like. NCBI's taxonomy places the organism in Eukaryota, Metazoa, Chordata, Actinopteri, Gobiiformes, Gobiidae. Gene Ontology annotation, molecular function: protein binding. Bases 87 to 3539 code for a protein of 1150 amino acids. The record is from RefSeq and is a predicted model, not a curated record. The transcript is spliced from 11 exons.
UGUCACACAACCAAAAGUGAAAGUGUGAAGGAAAGAUCCGUAUUUUUGAGUCCUGUGCAGAGAGGACGGUAACGCACACCUACAACAUGGACCCACCUGGACCUGGCCCCGGGUCUAAACCCAGACCUAAACCUGCUCCCAGCUCUCUGUCUCUGAAAAGUGACUGCUCCAAAGACCUUACUAGUAACUUUAGAAAGGCUCUUCCUGAAGACCAGAGCCCCUACAACAUGGACCCACCUGGCCCUGGAUCUAAACCUAAACCUGAUCCCAGCUCUCUGUCUCUGAAAAGUGACCACUCCAAACACUUUCCUCCUGAGUUUGGAGAGGCUCCUCCUGAAGACCAGAGGGAGCCAGGCCCAAAGGAGCAGCUGGACGCCAUAUUCAGGCGUCUGGAGGAGGACGUCCUGACUUUUGUCAAAGAGCAGCUCCAGAGGCUCCACAGGCUCCUGGCCUCAGAUUACCCAGAAUGCUCUGAGAGUGAGGAGGAGGAGAGCAGAGAGGUUCUGAACAUCACCCUGGACUUCCUGAAGAGGAUGGACCAGGAUCAUCUGGCCCAGCGCCUGUUCAACAGGAGUAAAUUUAGGUUGUGCAGAGACAAACUGAAGUCUGAUCUGCAGCAAAGGUUCAGCCAUGUGUUUGAGGGUGUGGUUAAAGUAGGAGGCUCCACCCCCCUGACUCAGAUCUAUACAGAGCUCUACAUCACAGAGGGCGGAGCCUCAAAGGUCAACCAGGAACAUGAGGUCAGACACAUGGAGACCGCAUCCAGGAGACCGGCCGCUCCAGAGACCACCAUCACAUGUGAAGACAUCUUUAAACCCCGCCCACAUUCACCAGAGCCAAUAAGAGUGGUGCUGACAAAGGGCGUGGCCGGCGUGGGGAAAACAGUGCUGACUCAGAAGUUGAGUCUGGACUGGGCUGAAGGCCACGCCCACCAGGACCUCCAGCUGCUGUUCCCGUUCACUUUCAGAGAGCUCAAUGUGCUAAGAGACACACAGUUCAGCCUGGUGGGACUGAUGCACCACUUCUUCAGUCCAUCCAAAGAUCUCUGCAGCUUCCAACAGCUCCAGGUGCUCUUCAUCUUUGACGGUCUGGAUGAGUGCAGACCUCCUCUGGACUUCAGCCGAACCCGUGUCCUGACCGACCCCACAGAGUCCGCCCUAGUGCAUGUGCUGCUGGUAAACCUCAUCAGGGGGAAGCUGCUUCCCUCCGCUCGCCUCUGGAUAACCACGCGCCCCGCUGCCGCCAAUCAGAUCCCUGCUGAAUGCGUCUCCAUGGUGACAGAGGUACGGGGAUUCACCGACCCGCAGAAGGAGCAAUACUUCAGGAAAAGGUUCAGAGACCAGGCCACAGUCGUUAUCUCCCACAUCAAGAGCAUCCGCAGCCUCCACAUCAUGAGUCACAUCCCGGUCUUCUGCUGGAUCCUCUCCACAGUUUUACAGAAGCUUCUGGAACAAACAGAGGAACCAGAGCUGCCCCGGACUCUCACACAGAUGUACAUCCUCUUCCUGGUGGUGCAGGCCAAAGUCAAGAACAUCAAGUAUCACCAGGGAUCAGGCGAGGACCUUCAUUGGACUCUAGAGACCAGGGAAAUGGUGUUGUCUCUGGGAAAACUGGCCUUUGAGCAGCUGCGGAAAGGAAAUGUGAUCUUCUACGAGUGUGACCUGAGGGAGUGUGGGCUGGACGCUGCAGCAGCCUCAGUGUACUCUGGAGUGUUCACACAGGUCUUUAGAGAGGAGACAGGCCUGUACCAGGACAAGGUCUACUGCUUCAUUCAUCUGAGUGUGCAGGAGUUUCUGGCUGCUCUUCACAUCCAUCAGAGCUUCUUCACCUCUGGAGAGAACCUGCUGGAGCCACAACACUCCUCUAAAUUAAAACGCAAAAGAAAAAGAGAACACAGUUUGACAAAUGAACCCUCAAUGACACUUCACCCUGAGGAAGCGUUCUACCGCUCUGCUGUGGACCAGGCCUUACAGAGUCCAAACGGACACCUGGACUUGUUUCUGCGCUUCCUCCUUGGGCUGUCUCUGCCGACCAAUCAGAGGCUGCUGCAGGGUCUGCUGACUCACACAGGAAGUGACCAGACCAAUCAGGAGAUAGUAAAGUACAUCAACCAGAAGCUGAAUGAAAAGGAUCUGUCUGCAGAGAGAAAACUGAACCUGCUCCACUGUCUGAAUGAGAUGAAUGACCUCAGUCUGAUAAAGGAGAUACAGAAGUACAUGAGAGCAGGAGAGCCCUCUGAUAUUCUCACUUAUAGAUACACGUCUCCUGCUGAGUGGGCGGCUCUGUCCUUCCUCCUACUGUCCUCAGACUCAGCCCUGGAGGAGUUUGACUUGAGGAAAUACCAGGCCUCAGAGACAGCUCUCCUGGGUCUGCUGCCGGUGGUCAGAGUCUGCACCAAAGCCCUUCUGAUUGGCUCUGGACUGUCCCCUCACAGCUGUGGUCCUCUGGCCUCAGUCCUCAGUUCCUCCAGUCUCACACACCUGGAUCUCAGUCACAAUGACCUCCAGGACUCAGGAGUGGAGCUGCUGUGUUCUGGACUGAAGAGUGCCCCCUACAGUCUAAAGACACUCAGUCUUUGUGGCUGUGGACUGUCCCCUCACAGCUGUGGUCCUCUGGCCUCAGUCCUCAGCUCCUCCAGUCUCACACACCUGGAUCUCAGUCACAAUGACCUCCAGGACUCAGGAGUGGAGCUGCUGUGUUCUGGACUGAAGAGCGCCCCCUGCAGAUUGAAGACACUCAGGUUGUCUGGAUGUCUGGUGUCACAGAGGGGCGGAGCUGCUCUGGCCUCAGCUUUGAGCUCCGCCCCUUCCCACCUGAGAGAGUUAGACCUGAGCUACAACCAUCCAGGCCCCUCAGCCGAGCUCCUGACCGCUCUACAGAACCAGCACCCCCUGCUGUCUGUCAGGCUGGAUCCUGCUGGAGAGCGCUGGAUGGUCCCAGGUCUGAGGAAGUACUCCUGUGAGUUCUCUCUGGACCCAAACACAGUUCACAGACGUCUCCUUCUGUCUGGGGACAAUCGGACUGUGACACGUGUGGAGGAGGAGCAGGAGUAUCCAGAUCAUGACGACAGGUUCACAUACGACCACCCCCAUGUCCUGAGCUGCACUGGCCUGAGGGGGUGCUGUUACUGGGAGGUGGACUGGAGCAGGGAGGUCUCUAUAGCAGUGAGUUACAGAGGGAUCAGACGGAGUGGACGGGAGAGUGUGUUUGGAAACAAUGAUCAGUCCUGGAGUCUGUGUAUCAGUGCUGAUGGAGGGUAUUGGGUCUAUCACAACAGAAUAGGAACACGACUCCCCCUCUCCCAUUGUUUAGAGAGAGGGGGCGUGUCCUCUGAAGGAGCCAGAGUGGGCAGAGUGGGCAUUUUCCUGGACUCUGAGGCUGGAGCUCUGUCCUUCUAUGUGGUCUCCUCUGAUGGAGAACUGUUCCACCUCUGGACCUUCUCCUCGUCCUUCUCUGAGCCUCUGUUCUCUGGGUUUAUACUGUGGGGAGAAGGUUCCUCUGUGACUCUGGUGAAAGAGAUGAGACGGUAUGGGUAUUAAAGAGGGGGGUAUUUGACUUCUAUGGGUAUUAAAGAGGGAAUAUUUUACUUCUGUCUAUCAGACCCCAUGUGACUGAACCCUACUGACCCCUGAACCCAUCUGACCUCUGAGUUUCAGUCAUGUUCUACUGGAAUCAUCAUCUUCGUCCUCGGUAACACACAGAGAGUUGUUUAAGUUGGUCUUUUUUUACUCUUGCAUGUUUGAGAAAUGAUAAAACUGCUUUUGACAUUUGCAUUUAAAGAAAACUUAGAUGGACCAAGGAUUGUUUGAGUAAAAAAAUCAUUUGUAUCAAAUAUUUCGAUUUGGUUCUAAAUGUGUCAUAUUUGCUUUUUCUGCAUAAAAAGAACUCAGCAUUAAAGAAAAGUGUUUGUUCCACUUCAAAAUAGAGAGUAAAGCUCUGGAGGCUGGUGUUACUGUUCUGAAGUGUUCCUCAUUUUCAUCAAUAUCUUGUGUUUUUAUAAAUUUAAACUUUUUUAAAUGAUUAUUUUCUGUGUAAACGUGUCACUUUGAAAAUGUUCAGAUCUGGUUUAAAACUCCUGCUUUACACAAACUGAACCUUGUGAACUGUAAGUCAUGUUAUAAUGCUGUUCCUUUCUCAAAACC